Staurois parvus is the source of this 356-nucleotide messenger RNA. The record is from the annotation of a GenBank genome assembly. Lineage: Eukaryota; Metazoa; Chordata; Amphibia; Anura; Ranidae.
AUGGGGCCCCCGGGCAAUAGGGGAUCAUGGGGCCCCUGUGUCCUUGCCCAAACUCAAAAAAAGCCUAUGAAAAAUGUACCAGGGGCAUCUCAUGGGGCCACCUACUGACCCCGGGCCCUCGGGCAGUGCCCGAGUUUCCAAAUGGUCAGUCCGCCCUUGAGCACUUUGAUCACUUUGUAUAUGAACGCCCAUGUGUGCAAGCAGGCCCAAAAUAUAUUUUUUUUGUAAAUUAAGCCCUAUGUGUUUUAGGCUUCAAAACUACUGUAUUUUAAAGACGUACACUUUUGGCAUUCUCUAAAGAUUGAAUAAAGGUAUUUUUCUACAUGACGUUCUUGCAGAUCCAUACAUUUUUACUU